Messenger RNA from Rhododendron vialii, 1372 nucleotides. Its product is annotated as plant UBX domain-containing protein 4-like. Gene Ontology annotation, biological process: membrane fusion; Golgi organization; nuclear membrane reassembly. The transcript has 4 exons. Gene Ontology annotation, cellular component: cytosol; nucleus. The record is from RefSeq and is a predicted model, not a curated record. Gene Ontology annotation, molecular function: ubiquitin binding. The coding region runs from base 33 to 1079 and encodes 348 amino acids. NCBI's taxonomy places the organism in Eukaryota, Viridiplantae, Streptophyta, Magnoliopsida, Ericales, Ericaceae.
AAUUACUAAAACAAUUAGAACUCCUGGCCCACAUGCCUAGACUAGAAGGGUUAGGAAUAGCCAACAGCCAUAGCGCGAAGCCAAGGAUCGUACUCUCUCUCCUCUUGGGUAAAACCUCCACUCUCUCUCUCUCUCUCUCUCUCUCUCUCUCUCUAGCAAUUCAAUUGGGCAGGGCGGAGAUGGCAUCUCGGGACAAGAAACCCGCGAAACCCUCCACCAGUCGAACCGGCGGCAUCCGGACCCUCUCCGAUUUGAACCGGCCCUCCGGUCACGACUCAGACAGCGACGACGAUGCCCCUCAAGAGUACUACACCGGUGGUGAGAAAAGUGGUAUGCUUGUCCAAGAUCCAUCAAAGGGUAAUGACGUGGAUGCAAUUUUCAAUCAAGCAAGACAGCUCGGUGCAGUAGAAGGGCCCCUUGAGAACCUUAAUCCCUCUUCAAGUUCAAGAAGUUUUACUGGAACAGGAAGAUUACUCUCAGGGGAAUCAGUACCAUCUGCUCCACAGCAGCCUGAGGCUGUCAUUCACAACAUAGUUUUCUGGAGGAAUGGCUUUACAAUAAAUGAUGGCCCUUUGAGGAGGUUGGAUGAUCCUGAAAAUGCACCUUUCCUGGAGAGCAUUAGAAAGUCAGAGUGUCCAAAAGAGCUUGAGCCUGCUGAUAAGAGGUCCUCAGUUCACGUUAAUCUUAUUAGAAGGGAUGAGAAUUGUCCGGAACCUGAGAAGCAUCAGACUCCGUUUCAGGGAGUGGGAAGAACUCUGGGUGGAAGCACAACACCAGUGGCACCCGAGCCAACCCUUCUCAAUUCUGCUCCAACCCCUUCCAUGGGCCUAGUAGUGGAUCAAACUCUGCCAUCAACAUCAAUUCAACUCAGGUUGGCCGAUGGGACCCGCAUGGUUACAAAUUUCAACUACCACCAUACGAUAGGUGAUAUCCGUGCCUUCAUUGAUGCAUCGAGGUCUGUUGGAACCAGGAAUUAUCAGCUGCAGGCUGUCGGAUUCCCUCCCAAGCCCCUCACUGAUCCAUCUCAAACGAUAGAGCAAGCUGGUCUUGCGAAUUCGGUGGUUAUCCAAAAGUUUUAAGCCAGCUACUCGCUCUGGGGUCCUUUUGUCAUCUACUUACUUUUCUGGGUUAAACCUUGUGUAUCCCUUGACAACUCGUUAUGGGUUUAGAAGCUUGUUGUCUAUACCUCCAAGAGCUUGCAGGUCAAGUGCUAUGCGAUACUUUUAGAUGGGUUGCGGUUUUAUUGUUGACGACAAAGGCUAAGAUUGUCUAUGAGAAAUAUCAUAGACAAAUUCUUUUUGUGCUUGCCUGUUUUCCCAAAUGAUUUGAUUCUUGUCUCUCUUAUUACAAUUGAUGAUGACAAUUUCUUUUA